AUGGGAAAGAUCAUAUUUUACGAAGACAGAAACUUCCAGGGCCACUCUCAUGAGUGCAGCAGCGACAGUGCCGACCUCCACUCCUACUUCAACAGAUGCAACUCCAUCAGGGUGGAGAGCGGCUGCUUCAUGGUCUAUGAGCGGCCCAACUACACGGGCAACCAGUUCUACCUGAGGAGAGGAGAGUACUCCGACAACCAGCGUGCAAUUGGCAUCAACGACUGUGUGAGAUCAUGCCGUAUGAUCCCCCAGCACCGAGGCUCCUACAAGGUGAGGCUGUACGAGCGCUUCGACAUGUCCGGCCAGAUGCACGAGCUGGUGGAAGACUGCCCGAACGUCCAGGACCGCCUCAGCAUGUCCGACUUCAACUCCUCUAAUGUGAUGGACGGCCACUGGCUGCUGUACGACCAACCCAACUACAAGGGCAGAUCGUACUACCUGAGGCCCGGAGAGUACAGGAGGUACAGCGACUGGGGAGGCGUCAGCCCCAGAGUCGGCUCCCUCAGGAGGAUCACUGACUUGAACUGA
Molecule: messenger RNA, 528 nt
Organism: Cottoperca gobio
Lineage: Eukaryota; Metazoa; Chordata; Actinopteri; Perciformes; Bovichtidae
Product: gamma-crystallin B-like
Exons: 3
Coding region: 1-528 (175 amino acids)
Biological process (GO): visual perception; lens development in camera-type eye
Molecular function (GO): structural constituent of eye lens
Source: RefSeq, a predicted model, not a curated record